Messenger RNA from Ixodes scapularis (black-legged tick), 4344 nucleotides. RefSeq lists its product as uncharacterized. The transcript has 7 exons. Bases 169 to 1887 code for a protein of 572 amino acids. Gene Ontology annotation, molecular function: transmembrane transporter activity. Gene Ontology annotation, cellular component: membrane. Gene Ontology annotation, biological process: transmembrane transport. The record is from RefSeq and is a predicted model, not a curated record. Lineage: Eukaryota; Metazoa; Arthropoda; Arachnida; Ixodida; Ixodidae.
GGGAAACGCCCGAUUGCUCUGUGCCGCUUCCGACCUUGUUGUUUCUGAGUCAGGGUCUGCGCAGAAAUACCCACAUUUGGUGUCGCAUAGUGGCGGGGCUGUUCGUCGACCGCGCGGCUUCCUGGUAGAACCGUCGUCAUCUGGCCCGAGUGCCGAGCGCAGUGAGUCAUGCAGCGCUUCCAGGUUGACGAACUUCCUGGUGUGUUACAGACCGACACUUCAGCGGACAGAAUUGUCUACCACUCCAACCCCCAGCCAACGAUCCAGAUGGAUCAAGAACGCGCACACGAUGGGCGAGCCUCCGCCGAGAACAAACAGGACACUGGCAAGUCCCUCCCUGCGGUAUUGGACACCUCUAGUCACGAACACGUCGGCAUCCUUAACCCUACUCCCGGCGACGGUGUCAUCAAUGACCCCAGCGUGAUGGUGGUCGACCGGCAGUCCUUCUGCGGAAAAGUCUGGAAGGUCAUCCUCAUCAUCCGCCUGGAGAUAUUUCUAAUGCUCUACCUAGUCUCCCGCUUCAUGACGUCGACGCCUAUUCAGGACCUCCUCAUCCAGAAGGCUUGCCGAAACACGCUGCAUUUGAACGCCUCCAUUUGCGACCACAUAGACGACUACAGUUUAGAGAAGGACAACACCGAGAAGGUGGCGAGUGUCUUCAGCAUGUACAGGGUGGUGGUGGCGCUGGCGCCGUCAGCCGUCAUCGCGAUCUUCAUCGGGCCCUGGUGCGACAAGUACGGGUACAAGGUUCCCCUGCUUGUGGCCAACGUGGGUUAUAUGAUCAGUGCUUGUAUGACCCUGGGCACAAUCUACCGCAUGGAGUUGCCGCUCUACGCCAACGUCAUAGCCUCGAUACCCGAUGGUCUCUGCGGAGGGUUGAUCUCUGUUUUCACGGCCAUCUACAGUCAAGCCACGGUGACGACUGCCAACAAGGACAGGAGGAUCAGGUUCUUCGCUUUGAGCUUGUCCCUGACCAUGAGUUCGCCGCUUGCCGGAAACUUGGGUGGGCAGCUGUACGCUAAGUAUGGCUGGAAGAUGGUGAUGUAUGUGUCUCUGGGCAUAGCGGUUGUAGCGCAGCUGUGGGCCAUCUUAGCCAUCGGACACUUGGUGAGGCCCGAACACGCGGAGGACGGUUUCCGAAAGAGGGUUAGGAACCUGUUUCAGUUGGACAAUCUUUCCGACGGUCUCAAGGCGUGUCUCAAGCCACGGCCCAACAAAGGGAAGUCUCAGCUGUGGUGCCUGUUUGGUGCUCUGUGCUGCACGGUAUUCGACAUUGCGACCAUGAGCAUCGGCUACUUCUUCGUUCGGAAGAUGUACUCCUGGAGCGUGGACUACUACGCCAAGAUCAACUCGCUGACGGCCGUCGUGUCCGGCGUGCUGAACAUGCCCAUCAUCUUCCUCUUCACCCGAGUGCUCAAGUUGACAGACCCGGCCAUGGCCGUGGUCGGAUCCUGCUUCCAAGUCGCUCAGAUGGUCAUCUUGGGCCUGGCCUUCAAGGAGUGGCUGUACUACCUCCAGGCCAUGGUGGCCGUUCCUGCCUUCCUGGCCCAGGUGGGCAUCAGGACGCACCUGUCGAAGCUGCUGGAUCAGGAUGAAGUCGGCAAGGUGUUCUCGUUCCUGGCCACCUGCGACGCCGUCCUGCCCAUCGCCGGCGAACUGAUGUACACGGCCAUCUUCAACUGGUCCAUCAGCUUCCUCCCGGGUAUGCCGUACCUGUUCACAGCCUGCAUAACCCUCAUCUCCGUCGGCUUGCUCUCAUAUGUUACCAGGAUUGAUCUACAGCAGAGGUACUGCACCAAGGUCACGAGGGACAACAUCGCCUAUGAAGAGAUGUCCAAGGCCGAUGAAUCGGUGGUCUCCGUCGGUUCUACUGCGGUCAAUUCGUAGAGCUUGGAAUAGCAGUCUGUCAGCAGCGCCAAAUCGGGAGUGCAACAACGUCGUCCCCUCGGUUUACCCAACCUCAAGCACGCGUUCGCACACUUUGACAGGACUGCGGCUGCGUUAUCAGCUGUAGCACCACAGAAGGCCGAAUGUUUAGAAGCUUAGAGGUUGCGCAACCCCAAAGGAUCCAUUAACAUUUUUGCUAGGUCAGGUCCCAUUGAUUGCGGCAGAGACAUCCUUUUCACUAGAACAGGGCCCAUUUAUUAUUACUUAAUUAUCCGCUUAAAAGAAGCCACAUUCUGGCUCUAAGGGCCGUUCAUAUUUUCAGCUCUUGCUCCAUUACAUUUACAAAACUAAACUCCGCAAUCCAUAUGGUGAUGUGUCUAAUCGGUUGUAAGCCUGUUUGUUUUGACGGUGGGCCGUAUUAACUGCCGUCUUUUUUCACGUGCCGCUAGAACAUUACUGAAGACCGAAAACCCAUGUUAGAGGCAGGAUAACUAAAAAAACAAAACGCCAUACCUGUUGUGCCACUGACUAUAAUGUGCUCCGCGAAUUUGUAGGAUUCGAUCUCUUCUGCUUGAAGCGUAAGUGACGCAAGCAAGAUUAAAGCAACAUAUUCGGAACUGAUCUAGGGCCAUACAAAGACAAGGCACCGCCAAUCUGCUUGCAGAGUGACUACACUCUAUUUGAGAGUCAGAAUGUUAGUCAGGCUUUAUUGUUAGCUAUUUAGACGAGCGUCUAGCGUCUAGAUACCUCAUCUCGGUAUUUACGCCUGAGAAUACAAAAUCAUUCGUGCGUUGAUGUGCACGAACGUCCCCUGAGGUCUAGGGGAUGAGGUUAGAUGAACGCUAGGUCGAUGCUUAGCUUGCAUGAAACGAUUUCUGCAAAGAAGUGCGACACUUCACCUGGCGACAUGCCUUCAACAGUGGACUAUAUUGGUGCAAUUACCGGUCAUUCAUUCUGAAUCGUACAAAACAUUUAUGAACUCUCGACUUUUUGCGUGUGUCCUUUUCCUUUUUCCGAAAUGUAAAUAGUGUGUUGUAGUGUUUUUUUUAGCCACCAAGGCGUGGUGCCCCUUCUGUAUUUACUAUACUAUGACUUACUUUUCGUGUCUUUACUGUAUUCUUCAGCUGUGCAUGGUUGGCCUCAGAUUUUAGUAGCUUUUCAUAACCAUUGAAAGUUGUCAUUGCUGCCUUUCAUAGUGUGUCAUAUCCUAUGUUGAGCUGGAGAACAUCGAAAGUGGCGAUUUUCAUUUUUUGUCCCUAAAGUUUUUUUCUUUUUGAGGCUUACAAAGGAUAAAGGCCAGCAAAGAAAUAACUUAUAAAGUCCUUCUUUUGGUGUUUGGUUUUGCUGGUCACAAUCUGUUUUGCCAGAAGAUCCUAUUUUUUUGUUAGCUUCAGCGCUGGUAUCUAUGGGUUAUCAUGCGCUUGACAGCGAGCAAUUGCCACAAUCGCGGAGCAAUAUUGGCGUUGGCUACCUCUUGAAACUGAGUAUUUUCUAUUUUAACAACGUGAAACGGUCCCAUACACGUGGACAGCUUCGUUGCUUGCACCAUCGUGGCAGGCUCGCAGCGCACUAAUGUUGCUCUGAAGGUACCCGGAACGCCUCAAAAGUUCAAAGACAGCCGGAAUAGAAGAAUCGCUAUGUUUUGCAGUCAUUCAUCGAAUCUCCCUCGUUUGAAUAUAGCAUCGAAAUAACACACUGAAGACUCGCUGUGCUGGCAUCUGAAACAUUUGACUUCUUCUGGUGUUUGUACCGCGGAUUUUCUCUCCCUCUCAGUGUAGAAUAUUGCGUGCUGGAAGCGAGUUUUUAUGUAAUGGGCGGCGAGGAGGACUCGAUCCGUUGGCAGUAUUCAGUGUACAUUAGUGCUUAUUCAAAUUUAGAUUUCGCGUGUGUCUAUACACACGCGACUAUACUCCCUUUCUGUGUAACUUGGUAGAGAGCGAAUGCCACGGCCUCCUGGAGCCAAUCAGAACAACAGCUUUCUACAUGACAAGUGCGCUCCGAUGCUACCUUAGGUCUGGUUCCCGCUCCGAUACUCCGAUUGACCCGCUAGGGCCCUAGCAUUCGCUAUUUGUCAAGUUGCGGUGAAACGGAGUAGAGUUAGGUUGUACUUGUAUCUAAAAUAAGAAACCACAACGACCCAUGUUUUUCCGGACGAAGCGUUUGCUCGUUUUGUUACGUUAUUGAAGCUGCAUUCGCAGCAACUUUAAUUUUUUUGACAGCUAGAGUUACAGCGCUGUGCAAUUUGGUUAUGCGCAAGGAAACGAAAAAGGUGCGUGUCCUUGGUGAAAGUAUGCCAAAGAGCAAUCAAAAAGUGCGGUUGGGGGACGCCCUUUUUCAUAUUUAGUUUGCGCUUAGUUUUUAUUUUCACCUUCCAAGUUUCGAUUGGACGGCGAGUCACAUAACUUCUUGUGCCUGUAGCGAUAAUCCGGGAGAAAUAAAUUUGGUUUAACACAUGUU